Messenger RNA from Xenopus laevis (African clawed frog), 6575 nucleotides. It is a transcript of the gene ttbk2.L, whose product is annotated as tau tubulin kinase 2 L homeolog. The coding region runs from base 458 to 4354 and encodes 1298 amino acids. The record is from RefSeq and is a predicted model, not a curated record. NCBI's taxonomy places the organism in Eukaryota, Metazoa, Chordata, Amphibia, Anura, Pipidae. Gene Ontology annotation, molecular function: nucleotide binding; ATP binding; protein serine/threonine kinase activity. Gene Ontology annotation, cellular component: microtubule cytoskeleton; cytoplasm. The transcript has 16 exons.
UUUGGCCUUUGACCAAUCACAGGAUAGAAACCCGUAUCUUGGGACUGGAUUGCCCAGACUUAGAGGCGCGGUUUCGUCCAGCAGGCUAGGUUGCAGCUUGUGUUGCGAAGGUAGCUCUGUGACGUCUGCGCUGCUGCAGUGAUGGGGAGAGGGGAGCGAGGCCGGUGACCGGGUUACAGCGGGGGAGGAGAGUGAUAACGUUGGACAGGCGUGUGUAUGGGUGUAGCCUGCGCCGGAAUGGCUGCGACUUUUGGGAUUGGGGGUGCAUGAUAGAGGUGACCCGACCUUCCCGUUUAAUGAAGAGAAUCAUCUCCUCCCUGUUAGUGAGCCGGGAAUCGGUCAUGUCUCCUGCCGGUAUCCGAGAGCAUUGAGCCUCUGGGUAAAUGGAAGUCUCCUCUGGGAGCCAGAUGAUAUCCAGUGACACAAGAUUUACUAAGCAGCUCCAACACCAACUGCAAUGAGUGUAGGAGGGGAGCAGCCGGAUAUCCUUAGUGUAGGAAUCCUGGUCAAAGAAAGAUGGAAAGUGCUACGCAAAAUUGGCGGUGGUGGCUUUGGAGAGAUCUACGAUGCCUUGGAUUUACUUACAAGAGAGAAUGUAGCCUUAAAAGUGGAGUCAGCCCAGCAACCAAAACAGGUUCUGAAAAUGGAGGUUGCUGUUUUGAAGAAACUUCAAGGGAAAGACCAUGUAUGUCGAUUUAUUGGAUGCGGGAGAAAUGACCGAUUUAACUAUGUAGUCAUGCAGCUGCAGGGUCGCAAUUUGGCAGACCUACGUCGCAGCCAAUCAAGAGGUACUUUCUCAAUUAGCACUAUGCUUCGCCUUGGCCGUCAGAUCUUGGAAUCCAUAGAAAGCAUCCAUUCUGUUGGCUUCUUACACCGAGAUAUAAAACCGUCCAACUUUGCAAUGGGACGUUUUCCAAGCACCUGCAGGAAGUGUUACAUGCUGGACUUUGGGCUCGCGCGACAAUUCACCAACUCCUGUGGGGAUGUCCGUCCGCCACGGGCUGUUGCUGGAUUUCGUGGGACAGUUAGAUAUGCGUCCGUAAAUGCACACCGGAACCGGGAGAUGGGUCGACAUGAUGAUCUGUGGUCUCUUUUUUAUAUGCUGGUAGAAUUUGUGGUAGGCCAGCUCCCCUGGAGGAAAAUAAAGGACAAGGAACAAGUUGGUUCAAUUAAAGAGCGGUAUGAGCAUCGCCUAAUGCUGAAACAUCUUCCCCCAGAGUUUUCAGUCUUUCUUGAACAUAUCAUUGGGUUAGACUAUCCUACCAAACCAGAUUAUCAGCUACUUAUAUCGGUUUUCGACAACAGCAUGAAGACAUUUGGGGUACUGGAAAGUGAUCCAUUUGACUGGGAAAAGAGUGGCAUGGAUGGCUCUCUGAUUACCACGACAACAUCAACUACCCCUCAGCUUCACACCCGCUUGACUCCUGCAGCCAUUGGAAUUGCAAAUGCUACCCCUAUUCCUGGAGAUUUGCUGCGUGAAAACACAGACGAGGUCUUUCCAGACGAGCAGUUUAGUGAUGGAGAAAAUGGAAUUCCAGUUAUGGUUUCCCCAGAGAAAUUACCUGGAUCUCCAAAUCAUCAGCGGCUGCAGGAAAAAGAUGUCUGGGAAGAAAUGGAUGCCAAUAGAAACAGAAUAAAAAUGGGUAUUUGCAAGGUAACUACAGAGGAAGAAAAUAGUAAUGGUGUAGGAAAUGGUCAUGCACCAAGCCUUGGAUCUCCCAUCCGUGUCCGAUCAGAGACAGCCCAAGACCGAGAUGUUCCACUUUUGCGCAAAUUGCGCACCAUUCAUAGCUUUGAGCUGGAGCGACGUAUGGCUCUCGAGUCCAAGCCAGAUGUUGACAAAUUUGUGGACAACUGUGUGGAAAAAACACAGAGAGAUGCAAACAUUGGAGGACCACUUGCUGAAGGAAGCUGUACUUCACCUCGGCAGCCUAAGAAGACAGUUGUUCCCUCAACAGCUGCCCAUGCUGAUCAUGCCUGGCAUUAUGAUGAUGAGUAUAUCCCUGAGGGCUCAAAACCAGGGUCUGCCAGUUCCCCAGAGCAUCUUGAUGGUGCAGGUAGCAAUGGCUUUAUAGCAGUUAAUCUAAGCUCCUGCCGGCAGGAGAUUGAUUCUAAAGAGUGGGUUAUAGUGGACAAAGACCGUGAUUUGAAAGAUUAUGGAACAAAUCAAGGUCAGAAGCUAACAGGCAGUCCAUCUGAAGAGGAACCUGAGGUUCUUCAGGUGCUGGAUGACUCUCCUCGAGAAUUUAAUGCCAAACUGAGCCCGUGGACAGAUAAUAAUAUCCAUAUUAAACUAGAUCCAGCUGUAGGACUUGAAGUGGUGGAUUCUACAGCACCUUUUACUGAUAAGUUGGAUCCAAUGUCGGCUGCUGCUGGACAGUUGCUUGCCGCUACUCCAACAAGUCCAAUGGAAGCUCAAGCUGAAGGUGCUCUGACUCCACGUGAUGCUUCUCACAUGCCGCUUUCUUCCAACACAAGACAUCAAAGCUCUUUCAUGCUCUUCACUAGCCCUGUAACCUCCCAGUCCUGUCGCUCAGAAUUCCAACAAAAGAAAGAGGUUGGUAUUGCCAAGAGUCAGUCAGCAGAGAGCUACUCCGAUUCCUUUCGUUCUGCUGCCCGCAGGAAGCUGCCCGACACGCCUCAUAAUGGCACCAAGUUACCCUCUGUAAUUCGAAUAACUAAAUCCCAGAUGACAAUGCCCCGACCUUCAGCAACAUCUACACAGUCUGCUUCAGAAAGCUUUCCAUAUGGCCCACAUUUGGAAAAGCGAGAUCGGGAUUCACACUUUCAAGAAAUGCUUUCUCCACAGGAAAAUGUAACAUUGUACAGAUCAUUAAAUGAUGGGGUAACCUGUGCAAACUUGGCUUUGCAUUUGGAUAAGACUAGCCAAGAGAAGACAUGUGUCAAGAAUCAAGUUAUAGGCCAAACAAACGACUUAUUGGAGAUUAAACAUUGUGUCGAGACUCCUGUGAUCUCUCCUUCAGGCCCUUUACUUAGUCACCUGAAUGACAACAAAGAACAGAGUGAUAAAGUAGCUCGCCCACAAGAUUGUGCAUCACUAGAGCAGAGCAGGCCUCUUGGGGAUGUCUGCCCAGCUACUGUAGCCACACGGACUUCAGGUUCUGUGCCAAAUGAAGCCUCACAAGUUGAUGUACAGAAGCCAGAAGCAGCUCAGACUGUUAUAAUUUCAUCUAAACAAGCUGACCAUUACAUGGAAUUGUGUAUUGUGAGUCCAAUGAAAGAGAUUCAACAAAACGGUUUUCAUAAUGUGAAAGACGUUGUUGUAACUAAUGGCUUCAUUGACCACAAAAUGAGUGGGCCCAUGUUGUUAAAUGAAGAAGGUAACGAAGACCAAAAAAGUGGGGAGCAGCUGCAUGUAAGUGACACUUCUCAGCAGUUAAAGAAAGACAAUUCUAAGUCUAGACACAGCAGAAUUCCAGUUUUAGCUCAGGAGACUGAUACAGCAUCUGAAUCAUCUUCUGUAAUCUCUGCCAAGGAGAAGCUUUUACUGAAAAAGGCACAUCAGACAGAUCUUGCAAGGCUGCUAAUGGAAAAAAGGCAGAUCAAAUCAUUUUUUGGUGACCUAUCAAGUGCCUCAGAUAAGUCUCUGGAGGAAAAAUCAUCACCACCAGCAGUACAGUUAUCAGACGACUAUUCUUAUCCUAAAGUGAUCGCAGAUUCUAAUGAAGUGAAGCUGUCUGAGGAUGGAACUAUAACAUCACAGAGCCCUCCAUCAAGGAAGAGCAAAAUUCCACGUCCAGUAUCAUGGUCAUCUAGUAAUGACCAAAUUACUAGUUCUCACACAACUCAGUUCCUUCCCAGGCCACCACCUGGAAAACCACCUACCCGCUCAGGGGUGGAAGCCAGGAUACGACGGUACAAAGUUUUGGGUAGCGGAAACUCCGACUCAGACCUGCUCUCCCGCCUUGCUCAGAUUCUUCAAAAUGGUCCCCGUUCCCAGAAAUCCCGCAGCUCUUCCCAGUGUAAGAGUCCAGGAUCACCCCACAGUCCUAAAACACCUCCAAAAAGCCCUGUUAUUCCCAGACGUAGCCCAAGCGCCUCCCCUAGGAGCUCCUCUUUGCCCAGAACCAACAGCUCUUCAUCACCAAGAGCUGGACGAACACAUCACCAUGAUCCCAGAAGUUCUUCCCCAUAUGUCGGCCGAAGCAAGUCUCCACCGAGUCUUUCUGGUUCUUCUUCUUCAAGAAGAUCCUGUCAGGACCAUUGCUGCAAUAAACAGAGUAAAAACAUUUCCAAAGGUCCAGGAAGUGGACAUCAUCCCACAAGCAGCAAAGCCAGUCGAGCAAAGUCCUCCACUCGAGAAAGCAAAGUGUCAAAUAAACUCAGCAGAUAGUAACUAGGCUUUUGCAAGCUUUUUAUUGAUCAUAUGAACUUUCCUUACCCUAUUGUAAUGCAUGUUCUCUAUGUUGAUAUUUAUUUAGAUGAAAAUAAAAUCAGUGUUGAUCUAAACGUUGUAAAGAGGAUAGGCUUGAAAUCAACUGGAAUAUUUCCUUAAGAGCAGAAUCUGGUAGGCUGUGCUUAUUUCAAAAUCAAUUUUUUUUGGCUUUGUCAGUCUUUGCCAAUAAAUAAAAGAGAGAUCACAACAUGGCUUAAAUGGUCAUGAAUUAUCUAUCUAGUCUAACUUUAUUUACUAAUGGAAGGCAGCACUGUGUGAAAUGCCUUUCUAGUUUGGCUUAGAUUGAUUAGACCCUGAAGCAGAACACAUGGUUCAUAGUGUUAUAGGAAUGUUUUGCAAGUAAUAAUGACAUUUCGAGAAAACAUGAUGUAAUCCAGAGGCUUUUUUUUUCCAUGCUUUUUUCUUUUUACAAGAAAAAGUUAUAGCACAGGCCCAAUGACGUUGCUUUUUUUAUGCAAUGGUAAAUUCAACAUGAUAUCUUACAGUUCUGCUUACAGAAUGAACAGGGGAUGUGUCUGCUAAAGUGAUGUCUAGGGGCAUGAGGUGUUUAUUCUGUAAGGAGAAUGACUUGUACCCACAGCAUGCAUACUUACACAAAAAAUAGAAUUCUUAGAAUUCUUAACUGGCUGUACUAAGCCAGAACAUUGAAAGGAAGUUUGGUUGUUUUAUCUUUCAUCGCUACAUGGUUUUCAACCUGUGCCUCUGCAGCACUGCUGAUCUUCCACUCCCAGCCUUUUCCAAAAGAGUGUUUCCAUUUGUAGUUUAGUCAAAGCAGGAGAGACUCGGGUUCAUGGUCUCUGCCAGAUAAAAUUCUGAUGCCAGUGGCUUUGUCCCCCAGCUGGUUAUGUGUAACGGCAACGUUUGUCUAUCCAGUUGUGUAAAUUCAAUCUAUCACAAAAGCCUCAAAGCAAGGUUGCAUUGCCUCAGGGAACCAGAAUGUGUAAGAGCCCUUUAGCUGUACUUCACUGGUUUGCAGAGUUCUCCUUGAGUACCUUUAGAAGCCACCUUUUUGCAUAUGGUCAAAUGUAGAGUGGUUGCCCAGAAAACCUGAGCUGGCUCGGGAGCCCUCAACAUGUAAAAUUAUGGCUUACUUUGCUUGUGAUUGCAAAGGGGUGCUUUGAAUGUAUGUUUCUAUAAUCAUUCAUUCUUAAAUGAGCCAGCAUUGCAUUGUAUAUGUGUAUUUCUAUGCAGUGACUUGCAUGCUGCUCUAACCUUGAUAGGUUAAUAUGAACAAUCAUUUGCUCUGUGCACUGCAGAAUCCAUUGUGGCUUAUCCCUACGAAAAUCAGCAAGCAUUAAACAUACAAGGGAAACCAUUUUGUUCUUCGCUUUUACCUGUGUCUAUAACUCUGCUUAGUCGGACACAUCUAACCUCUGCUGUGCUGGAGGAACAUCGCAAUUGUCUUUAGCACUGUAGGCUAUUUCCAUAUAUGUAACCUCAACAUUGUGUGGGAUUUUAUACUUAUCCACUCCCCAACAAGCUGCAGUCUUAUCUCUCGUGCUGUUUCUUCUUUGUAUUAUAUUGUACAGUAGUUUGUUCCCAUAACUGCAUGUCCUAAUGGUAAAUUAUAUCAUAUAUAAAUAUUUAUAAAUAUAUAUAUAUAUAUAUAAAAUAUAUACAUAUUAAAACGCAUACUCAUUCUGGAUUUGUAGACUGCUAAAAUAAUGUUUUGUUUUUUUUAAUGUUAAUUUGUGUGCCUACAAUGGGUUUGGCCUUGUGUCUCCAUUCUUGUGGAACAAUCUAUAGUCGGCAUGGCAAGUUUGCUAUAAUGAACUGCCCUUAAAAUGAAUUCAGUGACUGCAUUGUACAUGUGAGGCAAGCAUUUGUCUAGACUGUUUUUGUUAAUAUGUUAAUAUUGUUUUUAUUUUUCUAUUUUUUAUUUUUAUUUAAUUGUAACUGUUAUUUAAGUGUAUUUCUUAAAAACAUGUCAAUGUGUUCUUUAAAAGGGAAAAACAGCUUUUAUAUUUAUGUUUUGUUGCAGAGCCCUUCCUGCUAUUGCAGUGAGAGGCAAUAAACAUCCCCUCUAAACAUACAUCACAAAGUCAGCUGUGGGUAUGGACUGGGGGGAAUAUCAUCUUAACAUUGAUGCUUGCGGCUUUGAAACCCAGUUUAAUAAUGUAAUCUAAAUUGUGAAACUAUAUUAAAAAUAUAAAAACUU